AUGGCUCAGAAGCAAUUUAUCGCCAAUGAAGAGGUAGAACCUGUCAGCAGCCGGAGAGAAUUAGUUGCAAAGGAAUUCAAGGGUGCAAGAGGAUCUUUCCUAUACUGCCCGUGGUGUGUUACUUACUAUGGAGGUCAGUUGCAAAGACAUAUGACGAAGUCCUGCAAGGAAUGCCCCGUUCCAGACGAGAAGAGGAAUGAAGAAGCUGCUGCAUGUAUCAACAAGUUAAGGCAGUCAAUGGCCAAGUACCCGGCAAACAUGUUUUUUAACCCGUACCAGAUUGAGGAUAGGAUGUACACUAAGGCUGAAUUGUGCCACACGCUGGAGGUCUGGGGUCAUUCAGCAGUGCCGCAGCACAUGCAACAAAAGGUCGAGAUCAAGCCACUUUCGUUGGACCACGUCCAGUAUCAGUAUCGUGAAGCUGCUUCACAAGUGAAUAUCUCAUUGGAUGCGUAUAUACCGCCUUUGGUACGUCUGCCUACCGUGUCCGCAGAAUCUGCAAUGUCUGCUCACACUGCCACCAAUUUGAUACCGGCCGUAGGGGGUUUCAUACCAGAUCCGGACAACUCGACCAUGAAUACUGAAGAUUUAUCACGCGAAAUGGGCAUUGGCGGAUGGGUAGGCAAAGAAGAAGAGACCUUUAGCGACACCGGAAGUGCAAGAAGAAGAUUGGCCAUGACGGAAGAAGACGAGGAGGACGCAACAGCAACACCGCCUGAAGACAUCCUGGAUUAUUCUACAGAGGAAGCGGAGCAAGAAGACACCAUCAGGGAGACACCAAUGGACAAUUCUACGGAUAAAGAUGAUGAACCUACGAAACCCGUCAGCAGGAACAGCAAGAGAAUAAUUCUAAGCAGCCCAGAGGAUGUGACACCAAGGAAGAAGUCAGGCCCAAAGAAGUCUCCAUAUGGUUACAAAAGGACAUUAACCCGAUCACCUGGCCUUAGAACACCAAAGAAGAAUCUAAUGAACACCUACGAUUACACGGAUGGAACAAAAGGAAGGUUAAGCAAUGCUGGUUUUUACGCGGUUCCCAUUGGAUUUGAAAAACAAAAAGUCUUCUUAAAACUAGGGGAAUGGUACGCUAUGCAGGGGAAGUGCAACAAGGAGCAGUCGGUGAAAAACGUCGUUAGACUUACUUACUUGAUGGGACAAAAAGCUUCAAGAUUCAACAUAAGAAACAUUACCGUCGACAGAUACAUAAAGGCCAACGACUUUUUAAGAUCUCACAACGUUGACGUACAGACGCUCAUCAACUACAACAAAUGCAUGAAACACUUUUUAGAUUUCUACGUGAACGAUGACUACAUCAACCUGAAACAAGACGACAGGAGGGAAUACGACAGAGUUAAAGGAAUGAAAUACAAGUUUGGCCUAAUAUUCAAGCAACUAGAGAAAGAAGCAAGAGAUCGACAGAGACAAAAGAAGGCGACCGAACUCAACCCAGCGACACCGUACGAAGUACAGACAGUAUUGAGGGUGGCGAAACCAACAUUCGAGAAGUCCAUGGAGGCAUGCAAACAGAGGGUACUAUCUAAAGUUGAACUCGCGGAAGUUAACAGGUAUAUCGCGGCUUUCGUGUGCCUGGGGCAGGGCAAUUGGCCAUCGGUGGUAACUAAUGUAACAGCAGCAGAGUACCACACCGCAUCAAGUCAGGCUCCAAUAGUAAAACAAGGACAAAAAUAUUGGGUGGUGAUGGUGGGGAAACAUAAGACCGCUUUACAAUAUGACGCCAACAUUGUUUUGGACGAGUACUGGAAGGAGAAAUUUCAAUCUUACAACAAAUAUAUUAGGCAACAAAGAGGGCAGGCAAAGAACACAAAAAACGACAACUUCAUAUUACAACAUGACGGACAGCCAUUUGUUAAGGUAUCACAUGGACUAACACAACUACAUAGGAAGUACAAAUUGCAUCCAGAAUACACUGCCAACGACGCGAGGAAGAGUUUUGAAACGUACAGCUCGAGGUUAAACAAUGAUUUAAGGAAGAACAUUUCUAACUAUUUGGCUCAUUCAGAACACGUGGCGAACACACCCUACAGGGCACUGGGACAACACAAGGCGGUAGAGACGACAAUAACAAUGAAAGGGAUGUACCAGUAUUAUGCCAGACACGACCGAGAUGAACAUCCACAGGCAUACGAAUUGACGGCAGGCUCAGCAAUAGAAGGAGAAGGAGAAGUCGAACAACAGGAGCCACAAGAAGGGACCAGCACCGGCGGCGAAACAUCGCAAGGAGAUGAGACAGAGGAGACCAACGCGAACAACAUAGCCACACCACCCAGACAACCACCGAUUGCCCCCAAAACAGGCAAAACUACAAUCAUAAAGAAGACCAACGAAAUUAUGAAGGAACUGAUGGCGCAAUUCAAUGACGACCUAACGCAGGCUCAGAUACCUUCAACGACAGCAAUAAUGGACAAGUUCAACGUGAGGUCGGUCGACCAGGCCAAGCAAAUCAAUCGGAAGCUGCGGUACAAGAAGGAGGAGGCGUGGACUUUUUAUUUUGCGAAGAAGCAACUGACAAGGACAUCGAAGCAGAAGAGGAUUCCCGUUGCCCAGCUGAAAGAGGUUCCACAACCACCAACGUCGGAAGACAUGUAUGAGAAGUGCAGUAUUAAAAUCAACCCGAGCAAAGUACAGAAAAGGAUGACAGAAUUACUACGCCAACAGAAGACAGAUUUCAACCAGAGAAGCGAGGAGGGACUAAUGAUAUUCAUCGAGAAGCAGAACUGA
This is a messenger RNA of Mercenaria mercenaria, 2736 nucleotides long. RefSeq lists its product as uncharacterized. Lineage: Eukaryota; Metazoa; Mollusca; Bivalvia; Venerida; Veneridae. The transcript has 2 exons. The record is from RefSeq and is a predicted model, not a curated record. The coding region runs from base 1 to 2736 and encodes 911 amino acids.